Messenger RNA from Cylindrotheca closterium, 864 nucleotides. The record is from the annotation of a GenBank genome assembly. Lineage: Eukaryota; Bacillariophyta; Bacillariophyceae; Bacillariales; Bacillariaceae.
AUGGUAAACGAAGCACUCGAAAUGGACCAAGUUGUUAGCAGCAUCGAUGCCAUGCUGCACAGAGAACAAAGUUCGUACCAAGUUCCUGAUUAUUUGUCCUACCUUCCAGCGAAUGAGUAUGGAGAAUACCCAGUGGAUCGAGCCGCGCGAGAAGCGAUUGGCAAUUGGUAUUUGAUGAUUGUAGAGCGAUGCGACAUGAGUGUAGACACUGCAGCCAUUGCGGUUUCCAUUCUAGAUCGCUUUGCUUCCUCACCAGCUGCCAAGGAAUUUCUCAUUCAUCGUGAAAAGUUUCAACUGGCCAGUUUGGCCGCCAUUUACACGGCGAUUAAGAUUCACGAGAAGGAGGCCAUUUCUCCUGCCUUUGUGGCAAAUCUCAGUGGUGGUAUGAGCACCAAAAAGGAUGUUGAACGAAUGGAAAUGCAUUUGCUGCAAACCAUUACUUGGCUUGUCAAUCCUCCCACUGCCAUUUGGUUUGCCAGAAGAUUUCUUCAACUGUUAAACAUUGAAUCCAAGCAAAUAAUGAGAUCAAUCGAGUCUCAAGUCAUCCAUUCAGUAUUGAAGUAUGAAUUUUGCACAACCCGACCAUCUGAAAUCGCCGCCGCUGCCGUUGUCAACGCACUAGAAGUAGCUUUUGGCCGAGAUGCAUAUGUAAGACGAAUGGAGCGCGUUCUUCGCUCCACCAUUACCAUGUGUGGUGGACAGAUGAAGCGUCUUCGCUUUGAACUUGCUCAUGCAAUCGAUUGCGAAAUUGUUUCCGCAACAAUUGCGCAAACAAACAACAACAAGGGCCAUUCUUCUCCUUCGAAUCAAUCAAGAUCGAACGACUCUUAUCCCCAUUCUCCAAAGACCGUCAUGAUGAGAUAG